UACUCGAGAGGAGACGAAAAAGAGAGAGAAAAAAAAAGCCUCUGUCGAUGUGUUGUACUGUUUUGAUUGCCAAUAAAAGUAUCGCAGAACAAUAGAGGGAGAAGGUAAUGAUGCAGAAGUCGAUGAUGAUGGAAGCGAAUUCGUCGAAUUUUUAUUGUUGUGUUUGAGAUGGACAUAGUUAAAGAAGCAGUGUUCACGAAACGGAAGCUACUGUCGCCAAUCCCUAGCUGUGCGUUGAGUCGCUGCUUUCGCUUGGGAUUCAAGUCUACUCACUUUCCUUUAUCGCGCUCACGGAAGCGCCCCUCUCGAUGAUGAUCCUAUCCCUUCCUGAAAUUUAUAUCGGAUAUCACCCGCAGGUCCAUUCUUAUCACCGCCACAACUACAAUCGUAAUAUUUAUCAAUUCCGCCGAUCACUCUUCCUCCCCAAUGGACCCCACUUCUCGCCCAGCCGUCGUCAUCGACAACGGCACCGGGUUUACUAAGAUGGGUUUUGCGGGUAACGUAGAGCCUUGUUUCAUUCUUCCAACGGUAGUUGCGGUCAACGAAUCGUUUCUGAACCAGUCGAGGAGUUCUUCCAAGUCCAAUUGGUUAGCGCAACACAGCGCGGGUGUCAUGGCGGAUCUGGAUUUCUUUAUAGGAGACGAGGCUUUGGCGAAAUCGAGAUCCAGUAAUAUUUACAAUCUUAGCUAUCCGAUGCGUCACGGUCAAGUUGACAAUUGGGAUGCCAUGGAACGUUACUGGCAGCAGUGCAUUUUCAACUAUCUUCGUUGUGAUCCGGAAGACCAUUACUUUUUGUUGACUGAGAGCCCGCUCACUGCACCAGAGACUCGCGAGUAUACGGGCGAAAUCAUGUUUGAGACGUUCAAUGUUCCUGGGCUUUAUAUUGCUGUCAAUUCAGUACUUGCUCUUGCUGCUGGGUAUACCACAUCGAAGUGUGAGAUGACAGGGGUUGUAGUCGAUGUUGGAGAUGGGGCUACUCAUGUGGUACCUGUAGCAGAUGGUUAUGUUAUUGGGAGCAGCAUCAAGUCAAUUCCUAUUGCUGGCAAAGAUGUUACACAUUUUAUUCAACAGCUCAUGCGGGAAAGGGGAGAGAAUAUACCACCAGAAGAUUCAUUUGAAGUAGCUCGGCAAGUGAAAGAAAUGCAUUGCUACACCUGCUCUGAUAUUGUCAAGGAAUUUAACAAGCAUGACAAAGAACCAGCCAAAUAUAUUAAGCAAUGGAGAGGUAUUAAACCAAAGACAGGUGCACCGUACUCAUGUGAUGUUGGUUAUGAAAGAUUUCUUGGCCCUGAGAUUUUCUUCAAUCCCGAAAUUUAUAGAAGUGACUUUGCAACUCCUUUGCCAGUUGUAAUAGACAAGUGUAUUCAGUCAGCUCCAAUUGACACGAGGAGGGCUCUGUACAAGAAUAUUGUGUUGUCUGGAGGAUCAACUAUGUUUAAGGACUUCCACAGAAGGUUGCAACGGGAUCUGAAGAAAAUUGUGGAUACGCGAGUUCUUGCGUCCAAUGCUCGACUUGAUGGGGAAAUCAAAGCUCAACCAGUGGAAGUUAAUGUAGUCAGCCAUCCAAUUCAGCGAUUUGCGGUUUGGUUUGGGGGUUCUGUACUUGCUUCCACGCCUGAAUUUUUCGCGGCUUGUCAUACAAAAGAAGAGUACGAGGAAUAUGGAGCAAGCAUAUGCCGUACGAAUCCUGUUUUCAAGGGGAUGUACUGAUAGAUCGACUUUUAUGUAGAUAUUGUAGGCAUUUCGGAUGAAAAGGUUCCAUGGAAUUCCUUCCACCUCAGUUCACUUGAUCGGUCCAAUCUCCGCUUGUUGCAUGCAGUUUGUUGGUGGGUUCGGAGAGGUGGUGUAAAAUAGUACAGACAGUUAUUCUGCAGUUGUAAGAAAUAACAGAAGGGGGGUCAAUUGUAUUCAUUCUUUCAUUAGGUAGGUAGUUCUAGAUCUUCAUCAGCUUGGAGGGUGUUGCAGUGCCUUCGGGCAAUACUUUAGUUAGAAUACAUAAAGAAUUUGUAAUUCAUUUCUUUCCUUUUCAUUUAAUUGUUGGCAAUGAUAACUGUAUCAACUACUUUUUGACGGUAGGAAUUUUCCUUCAUUUAGAUAAAAAUCAAAGGAGUGAGAUUUUUAGUUAAAA
Molecule: messenger RNA, 2128 nt
Organism: Tripterygium wilfordii
Lineage: Eukaryota; Viridiplantae; Streptophyta; Magnoliopsida; Celastrales; Celastraceae
Product: actin-related protein 3
Exons: 9
Coding region: 427-1710 (427 amino acids)
Biological process (GO): Arp2/3 complex-mediated actin nucleation
Cellular component (GO): Arp2/3 protein complex; actin cortical patch
Molecular function (GO): actin filament binding
Source: RefSeq, a predicted model, not a curated record